Molecule: messenger RNA, 873 nt
Organism: Stylonychia lemnae
Lineage: Eukaryota; Ciliophora; Spirotrichea; Sporadotrichida; Oxytrichidae
Source: the annotation of a GenBank genome assembly
AUGGCAGGAGCAGGUUUUGGGGUUGAUUCUGGACUACCAGAUUUUAGAGGGCCUAAUGGGUUUUAUAAGGCAUACCCAUAUUUUGAAAAAGUUGGAAUGAAUUUCUAAGAUGCAGCAAAUCCUUAAUUUUUCAAGAAAGAUCCAAAAAGAUUUUGGUAUUUCUAUGGCCAUAGACACAUGCUAUAUGCAAAUACAGAACCAAAUCAAGGUUAUAUGAUCCUAAAUGAAUGGGCUAAGAAUGAUUUUGGACCUGAUCAUCACUUCGUAUUUACAAGUAAUGUUGAUCAUUAAUUCUAAAAGGCUGGAAUUUCUGAUAAAAAUAUUUAUGAGUGUCAUGGAAGCAUUUUUGUCUUUCAAUGUGAUAAAUGUAAUAUAGUAGAGGAGAGACUAGAUGAAAAGUUUGAACUAGAUGAAAAUACUUAUGAGACUGAAUCGAUACCUGAAUGUCAGAAGUGUCAAUCGUUUAUGAGACCCAACUGUUUGAUGUUUGGAGAUUUUGAUUUCAAUGAAUAAGUUUCUGAAUAAUAAGAUUAGCGGUAUAAAGCAUGGCUAGAAAACAUCAAAGAUCAAUCACUGUUGAUAAUAGAAAUAGGUGCAGGUUCAGCAGUACCAACAGUAAGGUUGAAUAGUGAAGACGUAUUAACCGUCCUACGAAAUAAAAAUACCAAUAUGAUUAGAAUCAAUCCAGCGGAGUAAAACGUUUAUAGAGCGACAAAAAAAUGGAUAAACAUCAUCGAUAAAAAUAUAGCCAAUGAAAUGGUAGAUUCUGAUAUUUAAAACUUGAACUUAGAAAUGAGAUAUUUAGUAUAAGUAGAAGCUGGUGGUAAAGACACUUUAGUAGCUAUUGACAAUAUAAUUAAAAAGUAAAUUUGA